Messenger RNA from Microthlaspi erraticum, 1770 nucleotides. Lineage: Eukaryota; Viridiplantae; Streptophyta; Magnoliopsida; Brassicales; Brassicaceae. The record is from the annotation of a GenBank genome assembly.
AUGUUCCAUGGAUUGCCAAGUGAAGACCCCAUUGACCACCUUGAUGAGUUUGAUAGGCUUUGUGAUUUGACAAAGAUCAAUGGUGUCUCUGAAGAUGCCAUCAAGCUGAGACUCUUUCCUAUGUCUCUAGCUGACAAAGCUCACCAAUGGGAGAAGAGCUUGCCCCAUGGCACAAUCACCACUUGGGAUGAAUGCAAGAAGGCCUUUCUUGCUAAGUUUUUCUCCACCGGUCGCACAGCCAAGCUUAGAGGAGAGAUAUCCAGCUUCAUCCAGCGAAACAAUGAGACAUUCGCAGAGGCUUGGGAGAGGUUCAAAGGCUACACAAGUCAGUGCCCACACCAUGGAUUCAACAAUGAAUCACUACUCUCCACUCUUUAUAGAGGAUGCUUGCCUAGGUAUAGGGAGAUGCUAGACACAGCUAGCAAUGGGAACUUCCUCAACCAGGAUGUAGAUGAUGGCUGGCAACUUGUGGAGAACAUAGCUAACUCAAAUGGAAGCUAUGGAGAAGAGUAUGAUCGCACCAAUCGGAGCUCGACCCACCACUCGAUCGAGUCAGACGAAAAGUUGAGAAAAGAUGUUAAGGCAUUGAAUGAGAAGUUGGAUAAGCUGAUCCUAGCUCAGUCCACAAUGAAGAAAGUCAACUUUGUGUCUGCUGAGGAGAUGGAACCAGUCCAAGAAGGGGAGGAUACACAAUUUGCUGAGGUGUGCUACAUGAGCAAUGGGCAAGGAGGUUACAACAAAGGAUACUAUAACUACAAGUCCAACCCUGCCAUGUCAUACCGCAACACUGAUGUUGCUAACCCUCAGGACCAAGUAUAUCCUCAACAACAAGCAGCUCGAUCGAGUCAGGUGCCACAACAUGGGUAUGGUCAAAAGAACAAUUACCAAGGACCACAAGGCACUUUCCCUGGACAACAAAUGAAUAUCCCACCAGGCUUCCCCCACCAACCGCCCCAGCCUGCACCUUCACAAGAGAAUGAGCUCAAGGCAAUGCUAAAGCAACUACUUCAAGGGCAAGCUGAUGGGGUAGUGGACACAAGCAAGAAGCUAGCUGAAAUAAACUCUAAGAUCGAGAACCUCAACACAAGGGUUUACUCUCUGGAGAAUCAUGCUUCUUCUGUUGCUGCUGCUACAAAGCAAGGACAACUACCUGGUAAAGCUAUUCAGAACCCCAAGGAACAGUGCAAGGUCAUCUUCACUCAAGAAGGACUUGUUGAAGAAGAGGAUCAAGAAAGGGUCAUUGAAGAUUUUUGUUUACUGCUGAAUGAUGAAGAGAUUGUUGCUGCUGAGGCUCCUGGAGUCCAGAUUGAUCAACCAGAAGUGCAUGCACCUACUGUGGCCAUUCACACUUCACCAGUUGAGCUCGCACGACAAGCUCGAUCGGCAGCUCGAUCGAGUCCAACUCUAGCUCGAUCGAGUCCGACCUCUUCUGUCCGACAGCCUGUUUUGCUUGAUCCUUAUCAACCGGUUGCCGCUUCCUCGUCUCGCCUACUUAGUCAAGGUCACAAGGAAGUGAUUCACAAGUUCAGAAGAGAUCUCAGUGGGAUUGGAAUUGAGUUGCCUCCUAUGGAUAGCAUGAGUGAGGCAUUUGAUCAAAUGCAAAUGGUCAAGGAUGUUCUAGCCAACAGUGAUAAAGUUUCAGAGGUCCUACAAGAGUCUACUCAUCAGUUCAACCUGCUUACUUCACCCACUUCCUACCAAAGGUCAAGGAUCAAGGGAAAUUCACUCUCCCUUGCACACUUGGGCAUCUUGAGAUUGACAAUGCCUUAG